This is a messenger RNA of Thalassophryne amazonica, 1467 nucleotides long. RefSeq names its product dopamine receptor D5a (gene drd5a). Gene Ontology annotation, cellular component: plasma membrane. Gene Ontology annotation, biological process: adenylate cyclase-activating adrenergic receptor signaling pathway. Lineage: Eukaryota; Metazoa; Chordata; Actinopteri; Batrachoidiformes; Batrachoididae. Bases 12 to 1397 code for a protein of 461 amino acids. The record is from RefSeq and is a predicted model, not a curated record. The transcript has a single exon. Gene Ontology annotation, molecular function: G protein-coupled receptor activity; dopamine neurotransmitter receptor activity.
UGAAGAGGCGCAUGGAGAGCCCUGCCAAGUACCUCUCUUCGGUGCAGGUGAUUGACUCUGCGCCAGCACCCCUCGAAGAGAUUAUAUGGAACAGCACUCAAAUGGAGGCAACAAGCCAAAGCGGGAAGGAUAUAGUUUCGCGCACCGUGACGGGCUGCCUGCUGUCCGUGCUCAUCCUGUGGACUCUGCUGGGGAACAUACUGGUCUGCUCCGCAGUGCUGCGCUUCCGACACUUAAGGACCAAAGUCACCAACAUUUUCAUCGUGUCACUGGCUUUGUCGGAUUUAUUCGUGGCCGUGCUGGUUAUGCCGUGGAAAGCUGUGGCAGAAGUGGCGGGAUAUUGGCCGUUUGGCACUUUCUGUAACGUCUGGGUCGCUUUUGACAUUAUGUGCUCCACCGCGUCCAUCCUGAACCUGUGCGUAAUCAGCGUGGAUAGAUACUGGGCCAUUUCCAGCCCUUUUCGCUACGAACGGAAAAUGACACAGAGAGUUGCCUUUGUGAUGAUUAGUCUCACUUGGACGUUGUCUGUGCUCAUUUCAUUCAUACCGGUUCAGCUGAACUGGCACAAAGCCAGCAGUGACGACGCCAGCGGGACGCGCAACUUUUCGGUGAGCAGGCAGAUGAACGAAAACUGCGACUCCAGCCUCAGCAGAGAAUACGCUAUAUCAUCAUCACUGAUUAGUUUCUACAUCCCUGUGGCAAUUAUGAUUGUGACUUACACAAGAAUAUACCGGAUCGCACAAAUCCAGAUCAGACGGAUAGCCUCCUUGGAGAGGGCGGCAGAACACGCGCAAAGUUGCAGGAGCAACCGGAUAGAGUGCCAACACCACAACACGUUAAAAACGUCCAUUAAGCGGGAAACGAAAGUGUUCAAAACCCUGUCGGUGAUUAUGGGCGUCUUCGUGUGCUGCUGGUUGCCUUUCUUCGUCCUAAACUGUAUUGUUCCGUUCUGUGACAAGCCGGCGACGGACCGGGACGCAGGUCUGCCGUGCGUCAGCGAGACCACCUUCGAUGUGUUCGUGUGGUUCGGUUGGACGAACUCCUCCCUGAACCCUGUCAUUUACGCCUUCAACGCCGAGUUCAGGAAGGCUUUCUCCAGUCUGCUGGGCUGCCCAUACUUUUGCUCCAACACGCCCGUGGAAACGGUCAACAUCAGCAACGAGCUGGUGUCAUAUAACCAGGACACUCUGAUCCACAAGGAGAUCGCCAACGCCUACGUCAACAUGAUCCCCAACGUGGUUGAUUGUAUGGAGCACGAGGAGAUCUUUGACAGGAUUUCACAGUUUUCACACAACAAUGAUGAGCACGCAACCGACUCGGUUUGUGACCUGGAGGACUGCGAGGCUGACAUCAGUCUUGAUAUGAUGUCGACAUUCACACCAAAUGGAUUACACUGACUCCUGCUACAUGUGUAAUUGGAUGUAAAGUGUCAUAUACUCAGCCACAGGAACCACAGUGGUGGGUGUA